This is a messenger RNA of Penicillium psychrosexuale, 402 nucleotides long. RefSeq lists its product as uncharacterized. The record is from RefSeq and is a predicted model, not a curated record. The transcript has 2 exons. NCBI's taxonomy places the organism in Eukaryota, Fungi, Ascomycota, Eurotiomycetes, Eurotiales, Aspergillaceae. Bases 1 to 402 code for a protein of 133 amino acids.
AUGCCUGAAUCCCUCGUUUCGAUUGGACCGUGGCUAGUCCAGUUAUUCAGGGAUGUCUUUUUCCAACCAGACGAUGCGGUUUCUAGUCAAGCGUUCGAUCACGGUGUUAGUCGUGAUCUUGCAGUCAGACUAAAUGGACAAAACUUGACAUUCGAUGAAUUCCGACAUGCAGUUGAAGAUACUCGCGCCAAGAACUACAUAUACGAGCAAAGCAACGAUGAAUUACUGAGGGUGGAGGCUGAUCCUCGGGCCGGAGGUGGCUCGGUUGCCCAGCUCUCUCGAUUCACCUUGAAAGACAAGUCCACUGGUCAUGAGACAUAUUCAUCGACUGUGAUUUUAGCCACCAUAGAAUUUGUGGAGGGGAGACGGGUUUUGACACAGUUGACGGAAGUGUCAAAAUAA